Esox lucius (northern pike) is the source of this 1851-nucleotide messenger RNA. Its product is annotated as polymeric immunoglobulin receptor. The coding region runs from base 90 to 1706 and encodes 538 amino acids. The record is from RefSeq and is a predicted model, not a curated record. Lineage: Eukaryota; Metazoa; Chordata; Actinopteri; Esociformes; Esocidae. The transcript has 11 exons.
AGGAGGUACAGGAAGACUUGUCUCGGCUUGGUCUUUGACACAUCUGGCUACAGAUUCUAUACCAGAAAAACACAAACCUCAGAAGCCUGAUGGCUUAUUAUCUUUCCUUCCUCAUCCUCAUCAUCUUAUCAAGAGGCUCAGGUGUUCAGGCAGCAGCAUCAAGUGUAUCCACCGUGAGUAAAUUGUCUGUGGAAAAAGGAAAGUCCAUCACGGUCCCAUGUCGUUAUGACCAGAGAUACCGACAGUAUUUCAAAUAUUGGUGUCGAGGGGAUUACUGGAAUUCUUGUUCUACUCUUGCACACACGAAUCAACCAAAGAUUUCUGGGACAGUAUUGAUCUCUGACGACAACACCCAAACAAUUUUCUCUGUGACAAUGCUGGAUCUGAAGCCAGAAGACUCUGGGUAUUACUGGUGUGCUGUGGAGACGACAGGACAAGAUCUAAGAUCGUACUUGCACCUGUCAGUUACCUCAGGUUCUCCAGGACUCUAUGUGGAGCAACAACUGGUGACUGGAGUGGAAGGAGGGAGUGUCACUGUCCAUUGUUACUAUAGUAACAUUGUAGCUAAGAGGUGGUUGUGGUGUAAAAUGGGUAUCUAUUACGCCCCCAUUUUGGGAAGAUACUCUGGGAUGUUAGAUGGAACAUAUGUGACCUCACACCAGACCAUUGAUCAGAACAAGAGACACAUUUUAACUGUAACUCUGAAUAGACUGAAGAUGAGGGACACUGGCUGGUACUGGUGUUCUAAUGGGGAUUUACAGAUGCCUGUUCAUGUCACUGUCAAUCAGCCAACCACAACACAGAGGACCACACCUGAAUCCACCACUACAUCUACCUCCACCUCUACCACUGUCAUUCCCACUGUCAAUCAUGUGACCAAAACACAGACUGCAACCUUUAUUAGUGAGUAUCUGGAUGUACAGACCGGAGGUUCUAUCACCAUCCCAUGUCACUAUGAUCAGAAAUAUAUACGCUACGUCAAAUACUGGUGUAAAGGAUCUUGGGAUUUCUGCAAAUAUGCUGCACGCACAGACAAAACUAUGGGAACUAAGACCUCGAUAUCAGAUGACCUCAUACGGAGAGUCUUCACUGUGACCAUGACUGUUCUGACCCCAGCGGACUCUGACUAUUACUGGUGCGCUGUGGAGAUAAAUAAAGGACCAGAUAUCAGGAUACAACGGUUCUACCUAUCUGUCACAGAAACCCAAUCACCAGACAAUCCACAAACAUCUUCCACUUCAACUUCUGGCCCUGUGGUGAACACUUCUCAUCGUACUGACAGCUCUUCUGGUCUUGUAGAAGACAACGCCACCCAAGAAGUUGAGGGUAGAAAACAGAAGAAAUACCACCAAUGGUUGGAUGAUCUGAAAAUCCUGUUGAUUCCUCUGGUCAUGUUGCUGGUGUUGAUAGCUGGUGUCCUAGUAGCAUGGAAGAUGUGGAGAAAGCAUGGAAACAAAAAAGCCAAUGACCAGCCAACCAAUACAGCGUGUGACCCAUUUCCCGGUGAUGAUGCAAGUAAUGUCACAUACAGUACUAUUGCCCUCAAGAGAAAGACCCAGCAAGAUUUACAGACCAAGUCUGUUUGUGCUCCUCUGUUACAGGCAGAACCAGAGGAUAAUGUGGUCUACAGUUCAGUAGCCCACCACCUGACCAGAAAGGCAACAGAACCAGAUGAUAAUGUCCUCUACAGUUCAAUAGUCCUAUAGGUGACAAAAGAGCAGGUGGCAGCAGCAUAGCAGUGACUGACCAGACUUGUAUGGACACUGCUGUUACAGUUUCUUUGGAUUGCUUACACACUAAAAUUAAAAGUAGUACACUAUCAGCAAAACCUUACACUCAAGAAGCAAAACA